This is a messenger RNA of Acanthosepion pharaonis, 7575 nucleotides long. Lineage: Eukaryota; Metazoa; Mollusca; Cephalopoda; Sepiida; Sepiidae. The record is from the annotation of a GenBank genome assembly.
AUGAAACAUCUUUUCCCUUUUGAAAGAAAACAUUUUUCUUUCCUUUUAUUACUUGACGGGAAUGAGCAGGAGAUGAGUAACCAAGGCAUUCAUUGGAUAGACUGCCCUCUUUUGCCUUACAGGGAUUAUUUUGCCCCUUCACUCAACUUUCUUUUUCUUUUAGUCUAUUCCUUCUUAUUUCUUACAUAUGGUUUCACCUGGACAACUUCUGCUGGGACUUAUUUCUUUCUGUUUUUUGAGUUAACUGUCUUUAUACAGCACUUGCUCAGUGGUUUCAUCUCUGCUACAUUCCAUAUGAGGAGAGCCUUGUCAGAGGGCUUCAGAUUUCUGAACAUAUACCGAAUAUUUAGAUUUAAGCAAGAUAUUUUUUCUUCUGGGGCUGAUCAAAUGGACCCGAUAGGUCACCUGAAGUCAGUGUUCAAGUUCAAGAAUGGCACUCCCCGACAAGCUGGUGUCUGUUCAACUGCACGUGGCAUCCUUACUAUUAACAAGUCUGUUUUUAAUAAUCCAGAACAUUCUCUGGAGGGGCUAGAAGAAUUUUCUCAUGCCUGGAUCAUCUUCAUAUUUCAUAAGAACAACAAUGUAUGUGUGAAGGCUAAGGUGCGUCCUCCAAGACUCAAUGGGAAACGAAUUGGGGUGUUUGCCACUAGAGCACCUUACAGACCAAACCCAAUUGGCUUGACUUUAGCCAAAAUUGAAAGAAUCUCUGGUGCUGAAAUUCAUUUUUCUGGAAUUGAUCUGCUCGAUGGCACUCCUGUUUUGGAUGUGAAACCAUUUAUUCCACAAUAUGAUGAUCCUGCUUGUAAUUCAAUGAUUUUUCAGUCAAGCUGCAAUGUUGAUAAUUCAUCAAUAUUUUUACUUUUUUCUCUCCGCCUCGUUAAAUCUCUGACUACGUUUGCUUACUGUCAUGUAACAACAUCUUCAAGAACACAUUCCUGGAAGGGCAAGUAUAAGCGGAUCUUCUCUGUAGGCACCCAUGGCAUUACCACAUACAAUCCUGCUACAUUGGAGAUCACAAACCAGUGGCCGUAUGGAGAAUUUAUUAGUAUUGUGCCUGUCAUUAAGGCACCUGUCAAUAAUGAAUUCCACAUCACAAUGCGGAAGAGCAAUCGAAAAACAGACACGAUGCGAUUCUCUACAGAUCAUCGGCCAGACUUGCUAACUGAAGCAUUGCGAUUCCGAAAUCAGUUUGCCGAACAAAAUACAAACACAAAGCGAUUCAAUGCCUUCAAACACCAUUGGUCUGAGAAUCGGGUCCCAGUUAUUUUGGAAGCAAACCAUUCUUCAUUGGAUCAGUUAGAUCCUUCUUCGAAUCGCCUGUUAGCUUCAUAUGACUACAAAGACAUGGAAGGCUUAACUCAAGUUUCUGAUUAUCCUGGUGGAGUAGCUGUGAUUUAUGGCGGCAAUAGUCGGCUGCAUUUGUUUGCAUUGGACCAGAGGGACCAACUCAUCAAAAGUGUGAUGGAGGCUGCAGCUAAUUACAUUGGCAUUUCUGUUAAACAUAGAAAAGAUCCAAUCAGUUUUGAACAGUUUCUCUCACACAGACUGGGAAAGUUUAGCACUGAUGAAGCUUUAACUUCAUACUCGGAAUUUGUGGUGCAGAAAAUUAGUCCUCGUCAUUCUGACAGUGUACGUAGGAUAUUGUGUCUCACUGAGACAUGUCUAGUUGAACGGGACCCAGCCACUUACAAUGUGGUUACCUGUAAGCCUCUCUGUGAUAUAUUUGCAAUAAUUCGACACAAUGACAACCCACAAAAGUUCAGUGUAGAAUACGUGAAAGGAGCUGUUAGAACAUAUCAGUCUACAGAAAGAGAUGCCUUAUUAGCAUCCCUGUUGGAUGGUGUGCGUGCCUCAGGAAAUCGAGAUGUUUGUGUAAAAAUGACGCAUACUAAGCGAGGAUAUCGACUUGGUCCUUUCACUGUCCCGGUGGAUGAAGAAGUGGAAAGUCAACAUUUGAGAUUCAUUCAAUGUUGUCCUCCUUCUAUGAGUCAUGAUGAAGCUGUGCAACGAUUUAACUGUAAUAUAUCUUACAGUGGACUGAUACAUGCAGUGACACAAGAUGGUCUUUUUGCUGAAAACAAAGAAAAGCUGAUCAAUGCCGCAUUAUCUGGCCUACUCGAACGAGAAGGAGACCAGAACAAUAUUUCUCUUGAGGCACUUGAAAGUCAAUUCCAUGCUCUGCGACGACUGGUGGCUUCCAAAGCUGGAUUCCAAGCAUUCACCAGUCUACCAAAGAUGAGGGAACGUGUUGGAGUAAAAGUUGUAAAAGCACUUAAGCGUCAAGAUGAUGCUGUCACCCAUGCUGCUGUAGAUAUGUUGUGUGCAUUGAUGCAGCCAAUGCAUGAUGACUAUGAUAUUCGGCAAGAGCAGAUGAAUAAAUAUUCUUUAAUGUCUUCCAGAAAGUUUUUGGAAAAUCUCUUAGAGAUGUUUAAUGCACAUGUGGUGCGAGGUACUGGGGCCUUAGUGAUCUCAUCUAUGUUGGAUUUUUUGACAUUUGCACUGUGUGCACCAUACAGUGAAACCACUGAUGGGGCACACUUUGAUACUAUGCUUGAAAUGGUGGCUGCCAAUGGCAGAAUUGUCUUUAAACUUUUUCAGCAUCCAUCAAUGGCAAUAGUUAAAGGUGCAGGUCUGGUUAUGAAAGCUAUUAUUGAGGAAGGGGAUGCUGAGAUUGCUGCCAAAAUGCAAGAUUUAGCGCUGGCUGAAGGAGCACUACCGAAGCAUCUACACACAGCCAUGUUUACACAGAGUACGGAUAGUCGGAUGCUGACUAACAGGCAACUGAGUCGGCAUCUAGUGGGCCUAUGGGUUACAGGACACCCAACAGCUAUGCACUUGUUACGAAGAAUUAUGCCAAGUGGAUUACUGGCAUUCUUAGAUUCUUCAGCUGAAAUACCAUCGCAAGAAGAUGACAAACUGAAUGUGAGGGACAAUGUAAAAUUAGCCCAAGACCAUCAAAAUAAAAACAAAAAAAACCCACAGUUACAGUUGAUUGAAAAGAAAAUAGAAAAUUUCCUUCAGCACUGGAGAGGUCGAAUUGGACUGGAAUCCAGUAAAAAACAGCUUCAGAAUGAUGUAAAGCCAAUUGUUCUGCGUAAGCGUCGACAACGAAUCAAAAGUGAAGCCAACUGGUCUCUUUUUUACUAUCAGUUCAGCCGGGAUCAUGCACAACCCAACUUGAUUUGGAAUUACAAGACCAGAGAAGAGCUCCGUGAAGCUCUGGAAAAUGAAAUGAGGGCAUUUAAUGUUGAUCGGGAACUUGGUUCAAAUCAUGUGAUAGCCUGGAAUCAUCAGGAAUUUGAGGUCCCUUUCAAUUGUCUCAGUGAUGAAAUCAAAAUUGGAGAUUACUAUUUGCGUUUGCUACUUGAAGAUGAAGAAUCAGAAGAGACGUCUGGGAUCAAGAGAUCGUAUGAGUUUUUCAAUGAUUUGUAUCAUCGUUUCUUGCUGACUACAAAGAUCCCAAUGAAAUGUAUGUGUUUGCAAGCCAUGGCUAUUGUAUAUGGCCGUUGUCAUGAAGAAAUUGGAGCUUUUAAUGAUACUCGAUAUAUAAUAGGAAUGUUGGAUCGAUGUACAGACAGAUUAGAAAGAGACAGAUUAAUUCUCUUCUUGAAUAAAUUAAUUCUUCAUCCUAAAAAUGUGAAAGAAAUUUUGGAUGCUAAUGGAAUCAAAAUCCUUGUUGACUUGCUGACACUUGCUCACUUACAUACAAGCAGAGCAAUGGUUCCCCUACAGACCAAUGUAAUUGAAGCUGGUGCCGAUAUGAAACGUGAUAGUGAAAAGGAAUGGUAUUAUGGUAAUGCUGACAAAGAAAGGCUUGGACCAUACAGCUUUGAGGAGAUGAAAGACUUAUGGAAAGAAAAUGUGAUCAAUGCCAAGACAAGAUGUUGGGCUCAAGGAAUGGAUGGUUGGAGACCUUUACAAUCAGUAACACAACUCAAAUGGACAUUGCUGGCCACUAGUCAGCCUGUGAUGAAUGAAACAGAACUUGCCAUCCUCAUCCUUAACAUGCUCAUUCGUGUCACAGAAUAUUACCCAAGCAGAGACAUUGAUGGUGCAAUAAUUCGACCCUUGCCCCGAGCUAAACGACUAUUAUCAGAUGCAACAUCACUGCCUCAUAUAGUUCAGUUGCUGUUGACCUUUGACCCAAUUCUUGUUGAAAAGGUAGCCAUACUGUUGAAUGAGAUCAUCCAAGACAAUCCAAAUGUGUCCCGGUUGUAUCUCACUGGUGUUUUCUAUUUCAUCAUGAUGUACACAGGCUCCAAUGUAUUGCCUGUGUCACGAUUCCUCAAGUAUACUCACUUGAAACAGGCAUUUAGAUCAGAUGAGAACAAAAGUUCUGAUAUUAUGCACUGUAGCAUAAUGGGCCAUCUACUGCCAGAGGCAAUGGUCUGUUAUUUAGAAAAUUACAGCCCAGAAAAGUUUGCUGAAAUAUUUCUUGGUGAAUUUGAUACUCCUGAAGCUAUUUGGAGUAAUGAAAUGAGGCGACUGAUGAUAGAAAAAAUUGCUUCCCAUUUAGCUGACUUCACUCCUCGUUUACAGAGCAACACUCGUGCUCUCUACCAAUAUUGUCCAAUUCCAGUCAUUAGUUUCCCUCAAUUGGAUAAUGAACUCUUCUGUAAUAUCUACUACCUGAAACAUCUGUGUGACACACAAAAUUUCCCUGAUUGGCCUAUCAAAGACCCAGUUCGACUGCUGAAGGACAUAUUAGAAGCUUGGAAAAGAGAAGUUGAGAAAAAGCCUCCAUCGAUGUCUUUGGAAGAAGCGUAUCAAGUUUUGAAUUUGUCUAAAGUAGCUGGAAAACAUGAUGAAGCAAAAGUGAGAAAAGCAUAUUUCCGCUUAGCCCAAAAAUACCAUCCUGAUAAGAACCCUGAAGGCAGGGAAAUGUUUGAAAAAGUGAAUAAAGCCUAUGAGUUUUUGUGUAGCAAGAGUAAAGUGCUCCAGGGACCAGAUCCUCAAAAUAUUGUCCUUAUCCUCAAAGCACAAUCAAUAUUAUUCAGGAGAUACAAAGAAGUAUUGGAACCAUACAAAUAUGCAGGUUACCCAAUGUUGAUCAAAACUAUCAAGAUGGAAACUGAAGAUGAUAUGUUGUUUUCAAAAUCAGCUCCCUUGCUUGCAGCAGCCAGCGAGUUGGCAUAUCACACAGUCAACUGUUCUGCUCUAAAUGCUGAAGAACUCCGCAGAGAAAAUGGAAUUGAGGUGCUCCAAGAUGCUUUCACUCGUUGUGUUGAUGUGCUGAGCAGUUCAACCAGCUCCGAUGAUGUUGCUGCCCAGGUUUGUAAAUACAUCACACAGUGCUAUUCUGUUGCUUCCCAGUUUGAAGCAUGUCAAGAGAAAAUCCAGGAGAUGCCGUCCAUUAUUAGAGACUUGUGCAAGAUCCUUUAUUUCAAAAAUAUACCCAAGCUGUGUUCUGAAGUUGCUGCUUGUGUGAGUUCUUUCUGUGUGGAUUACUGGCUUCAGACUCAUCUUUAUAAAGCUGGGGCCAUGUGGCCACUUCUGCUCUAUAUGUUUAAUUAUGACUACACACUUGAGGAGAGUGGCGUGGAAAAGAGUCAGGACACCAAUCAGCAGGAGGUGGCCAACCUUCUAGCCUAUCUUUGUGUCAUUGCAUGUGCACGAUUGGCUGGCUACAAUCAUCCAGGGGACAAUUCAUGCCCAGAUAAUCCAGCUGUCAAGAAGUCACUUUGUGCCAUGUUGACCCCUUACUUGGCCAGAAAGUUGGCCAAUAACAAUCCUUUUGAACUGCUGAAGCUGUUAAACAGCAACACAGAAAACCCUUAUUUAAUAUGGAAUAAUGCAGCCCGAGCACAACUCGUAGAAUAUCUCAUGGACCAACAACAGAAAAAGGGAGAGUGUGAUCCAGAUUAUGGUGCUAGUUUUCAAUUUGAUGUUCAUACCAAAGAACUUGUUGUGGGAGAGAUAUUUGUACGUGUCUACAAUGAACAACCCACUUUUGUUUUGGAGAAUCCUAAAGGAUUUACCAUUGACCUGUUAGACUUCCUUGGAUCUCAAGCUCAGUACUUAUAUUCACUGAUGGCACUUCAGCAACAGAAUCGAAAUUUUGGUUCUUCUCAAUCUGGCACAAGUGACCGAUUAAAGAAUGUUGAGAUGUCAUUGGAAGCACUACGGAAUGUCAUUAAGAAUAAUCCAGGUGUUGAGAUUCAAUGCAUUGGUCACUUUAAACUUCUUUUUUCCUUGUUACGACUGGAAAAUUGUGCUAAGCUGCAACAAUCUGCAUUAGAGGUGAUUAGUAGUGUGACUGCAAAUCAAGAAUGUGUGAAUGAUAUUGCUGCCUCAGAGAUUCUAUCCUAUUUGCUGCUUGCCAUCCAAGGAUUACCACAGUGUCACCUGCUGAUCUUGGAGAGUUUAUUUGCUCUGAUGUCUAAUACAAAAAUAGUAAAAGAAGCUCUUGCAAAAGGUGCCCUUGUAUAUUUGCUUGACCUGUUUUGCAAUGGCACAAACUCAACAGUCAGAGAAAAGACAUCAGAGCUGUUUGCCAAGAUGUUGUCUGACAAAUUAGUGGGUCCCAAAGUGCGGAUUAUUUUAGCGAAAUUCCUGCCUAACAUUUUUAUGGAUGCCAUGCGAGAUUCCCCUGAGGCUAGUGUACAUAUGUUUGAAGGAACGCAUGAAAAUCCAGAAUUAAUAUGGAAUGAUGAGGCACGAGAAAAAGUUUGUGAACUUAUUAAGAAAUUAAAAGCUCAGCAUUACAUAACACAAAGAGACAAUCCAGAUACGCGAUGGACAUUACCAGAGGAUUUCUCUAUCAUCUAUUCAGAAGUCCAGGGUGAGAUGACUGUGGGCGGUGUCUUCCUGCGAUUGUUUAUUGCGAACCCAGGUUGGGUUUUACGUAAGCCCAAAGAGUUUCUCACAGAAUUACUUGAUAAAUGGACACGGCUUAUUGAUGACUCCACAGUUGAUGGAGAAACAUUGGAGACAGUCACAAUGGCACUUGUAUGUCUGUUCCAAUCCCAGACUUCCCUUCUGGAUCAAGUGCCUGGUCUUGGUUACAUCCCCAAAAUAUUCCAAGUGAUGUCUUCUACAAAUACUCUUAUUCCAAAAAGUGCCAUUCAAGUGGUACAUCAACUGACCAACAGUGAGCUGUGUAUCCGUAGUAUGAGUUCAAUUGAGUGUAUUGGUUCACUGAAGGUUGCUAUGAAGCACCGUAAAGACAUGAUGGCCCUGGCUGCUGAAGCCUUGGCAAAGAUGUUUGAGAAAGGCGAAGAAGAACUUGUGUCUCAGGCUAUCAAACAAGAGCUUGUUCCAUUCUUGCUUUGGGUGCUACACAAUCCUCUGGAAAAUACUGAGAAUCCAGCAGCAACAAAGGCACAAAUUGUGAAGGCACUUAAAGCUAUGCAACGCAGUUUGCUAUAUGGCGAACAGGUUACGUCAAUUUUGGACAAGUCACCUGUUUGGAAAGAUUAUAAAGACCAGAAACAUGACCUUUUCAUAUCAGAUUCUUCCUUGGCAGGUUACUUAACAGGUCCUGGUGUAGCUGGAUACUUGACAUCUGGGGUACGUCCCAACCUUCCUGAUGCUCCACCACCACUGGAUACUGGACACCAUGACGACUUCCACUAA